CAGGCCCUUGGAGUUGGCAGUGUUACUUUGCAGGGCGAGGAUCACUGGCAAGGCUUUGGAGACAUCAGCCUGUGAGAAAAAGGUAUCUAUGCAACUAUGGAUGACACAAGAACUUCACUUGAUAUUAAAGAGUACCCUGAUACUGAGGCACAGAAGAGUUCCGUACUAACCCUGAGAGAAUGGCAAGAGAAGUGGGAGACCCAUCAAAUUGCAUUUCACAAAGAACAAGGACAUCAGCUAUUAAAGAAGCAUCUGGAUCAUUUUCUUGAAGGCGAGAGUGGACUGAGGGUAUUUUUCCCUCUUUGUGGAAAAGCAGUUGAGAUGAAAUGGUUUGCAGACCGGGGACACUUUGUAGCUGGUGUAGAAAUCAGUGAACUUGCUAUACAAGAAUUUUUUGCAGAACAGAAUCUUUCCUACUCAGAAGAACCAAUUACCGAAGUUGCUGGAGCCAAAAUAUUUAAGAGUUCUUCGGGGAACAUUUCACUGUACUGUUGCAGCAUUUUUGAUCUUCCCAGGACAAAUAUUGGCAAAUUUGACAGGAUUUGGGAUAGAGGAGCAUUAGUGGCCAUCAACCCAGGUGAUCGCAAACACUAUGUGGAUGUAAUGUUGUCCCUGAUGAAAAAUAGGUUCCAAUACCUCCUGUCUGUCUAUUCUUAUGAUCCAACAAAACAUGCAGGCCCACCAUUUUAUGUUCCAGAUGCUGAGAUUAAAAUGUUACUUGGUUCACAAUGCAGGAUUAGUUGCCUAGAGAUGGUCGAUGCUUUUGAAGAACGACAUAAAAGUUGGGGAAUUGGCUACAUGUUUGAGAAACUAUAUCUCCUUACAGAAAAGUGAAAAUAUCAAAAUGUUUGUGAGCAAUUAAAAUUAUGUUAAUGUUUGAAAAUGUAAUGAAUGAAUUUUUAAUUUUUCCUCAUGCAUCAUAUAAGACUUUGUUCAAAAUGUAACUUUUUAUAUGAAAUCACAUACUAAAGUGUUAAAGUAAUCCUUUGAAGAGGAAUAUAUGAUUAGGGGCAAAACAUUAAAUUUUUGUGAGUCUUCCAUGCAGAUGGGGAGAACUUUUAUAUGAUUAUAUAUUCUGUAAUUAAAAAAAAGAAAAAUGAAAUGCUUAUAACUUAAAAUAUAAAAAAGUCACUAUGAAAUUUAGAAUCACUCAAGACGUGUAAUAUUUUAAUGGGAUUUGAGUAAACAAACUUAUUAAAGAUUAGCUUUUAUUGUAAACUAGUAAAAAGUCCUAGCACCCCUUUUCAUGUUUUCCCCACAUGUAAUUUUAUAUGUAACAGA
Messenger RNA from Jaculus jaculus (lesser Egyptian jerboa), 1281 nucleotides. RefSeq names its product thiopurine S-methyltransferase-like. Gene Ontology annotation, molecular function: thiopurine S-methyltransferase activity. The coding region runs from base 97 to 834 and encodes 245 amino acids. The record is from RefSeq and is a predicted model, not a curated record. Lineage: Eukaryota; Metazoa; Chordata; Mammalia; Rodentia; Dipodidae. The transcript has 9 exons.